AUGGGCAAGCAGGAGCUAGACGACUCCAGGGACCAGAGGACCUGCGCUUGGAUCUCCAGGAAGUGCCCGUCGGAGAUGGGGACGCUGUGGUACCACUGGUCUCCAGUGCUCAUCAGCCUGGCUGCCCUCUUCUCCAAAGUGGCUGAGAGCCGUGGUGUCCUGGACAGCAUCCAGAGGUUCUCCCUGCUGCCCACCUACCUCCCGGUGACCUACCGUGUCCACGACGCUGACUUGGUCUUCUUCCUCAAGGAGGCCAACCAGGACAUCAUGCGGAACUCCAGCCUGCAGUCCCGGGUGGAAUCGUUCCUUGUCUACAGGUCCCGGGGGCUGCCCGCACUCAGCGCCAGCUACGGGCCCUUCUCUGUGCAGCAGGUGGUGCCUCAGGAACUGAUGCUGCCCUCCAACCCCUUCGGGCCCACCAGCAAGUGCCCGCUCAACUGGAAGCUGAAGGCCUAUGUCCUUCAGGACAGAGCCUACCCGAGCCGGCCCAAAGUGCAGGUUCUGUUCCACAUCGUGGGCCGGGACUGGGAUGACCACAGUGCCCCCGAGCACCUGCCCUGUCUUCGGGUGUUCGCCUUCCGGGAGACCCGAGAGGUCAGGGCCAGCUGCCAGCUGAGAGGGGUGCUCGGGCUGUGUGUGGCCGAGCUGGAGCUGCUACCCAGCUGGUUCAGCGCCCCCACCGUGGUGGCCGGGAGGAAAAAGGUGACUGAGCGGCCUGAGGGGACCCCGGUGGAGCUCUACUACGCCGUGCAGCCGGGGGAUGGGCGUGGGGACUGCGCCAAGGGGAACUCAGGGACCCGCAGUGGCCUGCGGACCAGCCAUGGGGACGUGGACGAAUCCGGGCCGCCCCUGCAGAGGAUCGGAAGUGUAUUUCUGUACCAGGCUUCGAGCCCGCCGGCCCUGCGAGAGCUGCGCUUGGAUCACAAUGUGGCCGUCCACUACCUGCCCAAGACUGUUAGGAAGGGUGACGUUCUCACCUUUCCUAUCUCUGUUGGCAGAAACACCACAGAAGACCAGUUCACACUGAGGGUCAAGGUGAAGAAGGGCGUGAGCAUCGUGGGGGUGCGGGCCAGCAACCCCUCAGUCUGGGACAUCAGAGAGAGCCCGGAUCACGCUGGGAGGCACGCACCAGCUGUCAUCGUGUGUCGGAGGACAUCGGGUGCCUCAGAAGGCAGCUCGGAUGCUGCCACCUACGAAGUCAUGCAGAUCGACGUGGAGAUAGAAGAGCCCAGCAACUCGCCGACCACACAGCUGAUCACCUGGCAGGUCGAGUACCCAGGAGAAGUGACGUCAGAUCUGGGAGUGUCUAAGAUCUACGUGAGCGAGAAGGAGGUGAUGGCAGUGAUUCCGUUGGCCAUGGAGGCAGAGAUCCUGAAUACAGCCGUGCUCACGGGGAAAACUGUGGCCGUGCCGGUGAAGGUGGUGGCGGUGGAUGAGGACGGCACCGUGACGGAGCUGAUGGAGGCCGUGCAGUGCCGGUCCUUGGAUGAAGACGCCAUUAAGGUGUCUGACAGGUGUGACUACGUCUUCGUCAAUGGCAAGGAGAUGAAAGGCAGGGUGGACGUGGUGGUGACCUUUACCUACCUGCACUUGCAGGGGACCCUCGAGAUGACUGUGUGGGUGCCCCAGCUGCCCCUGCACAUCGAGGUCUCGGACACGGAACUCAACCAGAUCAAGGGCUGGAGGGUGCCCAUUGUCACCAGUAAGAGGCCAGCCCAGGACAGCGAGGAGGACGAGGAGGAGGAGGAGCGGCGUGGCCGGGGCUGUACCCUUCAGCACCAGCAUGCCACAGUGCGGGUGCUCACCCAGUUUGUGGCCGAGGCAGCUGAGCCGGCAGGGCACCUGGCCCACCUGCUGGGCUCCGACUGGCAAGUGGACAUCACAGAACUGGUGCACGGCUUCAUGCAGGUGGAGGACCCCAGGGUGGCCCGGCUGCAGGGUGGACAGGUCCUCGUCGGACAGGAGCUUGGGAUGACCACCAUCCAGAUCCUGUCUCCCCUGUCGGAUGCCAUCUUGGCUGAGAAGACGGUCAUGGUGCUGGACGAGAAGGUGGCCAUCACAGACCUCGGUGUCCAGCUGGUGACGGGCCUGUCACUGUCCCUACAGCUCAGCCCGGGCAGCAACAGGGCCAUCUUCGCUACAGCAACUGCUCAGGAGCUGCUGCAGAGGCCCAAGCAGGAAGCGGCCAUCAGUUGCUGGGUCCAGUUCAGUGAUGGGUCUGUCACACCCUUGGAUAUUUAUGAUGGGAAAGACUUCUCCCUCAUGGCCACAUCCCUGGAUGAGAAGGUGGUAUCUAUCCACCAAGACCCCAAAUUCAAGUGGCCUAUAAUUGCUGCUGAAACAGAAGGGCAGGGGGUACUGGUGAAGGUCGAAAUGGUCAUCAGCGAGUCAUGCCAGAAAUCCAAGAGGAAGAGUGUGCUGGCCAUCGGGAGCACCAACGUCCAAGUGAAGUUCGGCCAAAAUGACGCAAACCCCAACACCAAUGACAGCAGACAUUCAGGGGUAGGAGUUCAGCUGGAGAAUCAUGUCGGCUACAAGAGACCCAGGAACCCCCUUCAAGGAUGGAUUGACCAAGAGGGACAAUACUAUGGCAGUUCCUCCUUGGGCCUCAUGGAAGGAAGGGGGAGCACCACAGAGAGGUCAACCUUCCAGAGGAAAGAUGCCCAGGAGAGCCUCUUAGAUGGUGACAGCCACUUCCAAACCAUCCCCGUGGACCUUACCAGCUUCCCAGCCCAGGUGGACGUGCCCAGAAGCAAUGGGGACAUGGACGAGAGUGACCUCAUGCAGACGUCCAAGGGGCUGAGUGACUUGGAGAUCGGAAUGUAUGCUCUUCUGGGUGUCUUCUGCCUGGCCAUCUUGGUCUUCCUUAUAAACUGUGUGGCCUUCGCGCUGAAGUACAGGCACAAACAGGUUCCUUUUGAGGAGCAGGAAGGGAUGAGCCGUUCCCAUGACUGGGUAGGGCUGAGCAACCAGGCAGAGCUGCUGGAGAACCCCAUCAAUUUCUCCUCACCAGAAGAGCAGAUGACAGCCAUCGACAGAGACUGUGAGGAGAGCAAGUACCUCCUCAGCACAAGCGCUCAGAAGAGCAGCAAUGGCCAGCUGUUCAGACCAUCAGGACUCACGGCCACUGACCAGAAGAGCGAGCCCCCAGCCUCCCCUACCUCCAAACGGAAACGAGUGAAAUUCACCACCUUCACCACCAUCUCUGCGGAGGAUGGCUACCCCACAGUGAACUCGCUGGUGAUGAGCAGUGAGGACGAUAUUAAGUGGAUCUGCCAGGACCUGGACCCCGGAGAAUGCUCAGAACUACACAACUACAUGGAACGGUUACAUGAGGGUGUUUAA
Messenger RNA from Chrysochloris asiatica (Cape golden mole), 3345 nucleotides. RefSeq names its product transmembrane protein 132D (gene TMEM132D). The record is from RefSeq and is a predicted model, not a curated record. The coding region runs from base 1 to 3345 and encodes 1114 amino acids. NCBI's taxonomy places the organism in Eukaryota, Metazoa, Chordata, Mammalia, Afrosoricida, Chrysochloridae. The transcript has 10 exons.